AUGUCGAAGUCAUCAUCAGACGUUGUGUGUUUUGGGGAGAUGUUAAUUGAUUUCGUACCAGAUGUUGCUGGUGUCUCACUAGCUGAAUCACCUGGUUUUCUCAAGGCUCCAGGUGGUGCUCCUGCCAACGUCGCUUGUGCUAUUACAAAACUUGGUGGUUCUUCUGCUUUCAUCGGUAAGUUUGGAGACGACGAAUUUGGACAUAUGUUGGUUGAUGUUUUGAAAACGAAUGGAGUGAACACCGAAGGUGUAUGCUUUGACAAAGAUGCAAGAACUGCUCUUGCUUUCGUUACGCUGAAAAAAGAUGGUGAAAGGGAGUUUAUGUUUUAUAGAAACCCUAGUGCAGACAUGAUGCUGAGAGAAUCAGACCUAAACAUGGAUUUGAUCAAACAAGCUAAAAUCUUUCAUUACGGUUCCAUUAGCUUGAUAACCGAACCUUGUCGUUCAGCACACAUGGCUGCCAUGAAAGCAGCCAGAGAAGCUGGUGCGCUACUUUCUUAUGAUCCUAAUGUAAGGUUGCCUCUCUGGCCUUCUACUGAAGCUUGUCGCGAAGGUAUAUUGAGUAUCUGGACUAGUGCAGACGUUAUUAAAGUUAGCGACGACGAGGUUGAAUUCUUAACCCAAGGGGAUCCAUAUGAUGAGAAGAAUGUUUUGUCACUUUGGUUCGAUGGUUUGAAGUUGCUCUUGGUAACUGAUGGGGAGAAGGGUUGCAGAUACUUCACCAAAAACUUCAAAGGAGCUGUGAAAGGAUACUCAGUGAAGACGGUGGAUACUACGGGAGCUGGUGAUGCUUUUAUUGGUUCAUUCCUUACUGCUGCUGCCGAAGAUUAUCUAAUUGUGUUGAACAGUGAAUACAGACUCAGAGAAGCUCUUAGAAUGGCCAAUGCUUGCGGGGCUAUAUGUACCACUAAGAAAGGAGCCAUUCCAGGACUCCCCGACAAGGCUGCUGGGCAGAAGCUCAUGUUUGAUACUUCCCUGCGUAAUAUUGCGUCUGAUUUUGCUCGAGCUUUUUAA
This is a messenger RNA of Papaver somniferum (opium poppy), 1014 nucleotides long. Its product is annotated as probable fructokinase-5. Bases 1 to 1014 code for a protein of 337 amino acids. The transcript has a single exon. The record is from RefSeq and is a predicted model, not a curated record. Gene Ontology annotation, molecular function: fructokinase activity. Gene Ontology annotation, biological process: fructose metabolic process. NCBI's taxonomy places the organism in Eukaryota, Viridiplantae, Streptophyta, Magnoliopsida, Ranunculales, Papaveraceae. Gene Ontology annotation, cellular component: cytosol.